Messenger RNA from Xiphophorus hellerii (green swordtail), 7949 nucleotides. RefSeq names its product low-density lipoprotein receptor class A domain-containing protein 4. Gene Ontology annotation, biological process: negative regulation of transforming growth factor beta receptor signaling pathway. Bases 962 to 1942 code for a protein of 326 amino acids. NCBI's taxonomy places the organism in Eukaryota, Metazoa, Chordata, Actinopteri, Cyprinodontiformes, Poeciliidae. The record is from RefSeq and is a predicted model, not a curated record. Gene Ontology annotation, cellular component: Golgi membrane; early endosome membrane. The transcript is spliced from 8 exons. Gene Ontology annotation, molecular function: R-SMAD binding.
GUCGCCAAAGCGUUAUUUUAGGCCCCGGCUGUCGGCAGCGCGUGCUGUACAGUAGGACAGCUGAGCUUUAUUUUGCCUCCCAGCCGUGACACCACUGUAGUGCAGUUGGACCUGACGUCUAACAUCCACAGCAUCACACACUCCAACCAACCGGUCACGGCGGCUUUGCACGUGAGUGGCGGCACGAGCAGUCAUGACUCAUCACUGUGCUGAGUCAUGAAAACUCUGAACCUGCUUCCGCUGACAUUGGCCAAGAAAUGGAACAAACCAUGGAAGUGCUGGCAGCACCAAUAUUUAAACAUUCCUGGUUCACCACAACAGAGCCUGCCAGGAAUUGCUAAGGCUGGUUAGCAUGGCCACUGAUGACGACAGAUAAAGAGUUUUCCUGGAGCGCUGUGGAGCCAACCUGAGAGUGGCGGAGGAGUUGCUGAUGCAUUUCGAACGGGACGUAUGUGAGAGGAGGAAAAUAAAACCAGGAAGCAAAAGAUCAAAACGAAUCAGAGGGGACGGCAAUAAGAGCCGCUUAUGAAAGACAACUCUGAGCAGCGCCCAGGCCGCAUCCUUCAUCCUCUCACCGUGCCACAAAAUCCCCAUCAAUCUCUGUCACAAUCCGUUCUCUUUUCCUGUGAGCCAUCCCUUUAUUCUCCCCUCCUUCAGAACAUAGCUGAACCCCCUUCUACAGACCAGUGAUCCUUGCAGCAGCAAACAACAACAACAAAAAAAAGAACAAGGGGUGACGAGACAAGCUGUCACUAAGCACAGGAGGGACCCUGACAGCUGCCUCUCACUUGAGCACAUGGGCUGUUAAUGAACAGAGAUGGCGGUGAGACUGGCCGGUGCCACCCUGUCCUCUCGACCACCCUCCCCCCCUCCGACGGCCUCUGCCCGGACAGGUUAAGGUCGGUCCAUCGGCAUCCAUCACAGCAUCCGCAGCAGCUGGCUGAGCGUGGGAAGGAGCAGUAUGCAGGAAACUGACCUACCAGCUACAAAUGCCUUCAAAGAGUGCAAGUUCCACUGCACCAACGGGAAUUGCUUGCGUCUGGGCUCGCUGAUCUGCAACCAGCUGAAUAACUGUGGGGACAACAGCGACGAGGAGAACUGUCCCGUGGUGACCCAGCACCCUCCACCUGGAAUCUUCAACUCUGAACUGGAGUUUGUUCAGAUUGUCAUCAUCAUUGUGGUGAUGACAGUGAUGGUGGUGGUGAUCAUCUGCCUGCUCAACCACUACAAGCUCUCCACCUGGUCCUUCAUAACACGGCAGAGCCAGGCCCGCAGGCACGACCACGCCCUGCAGCAGGAUGGCUGUCUGUGGCCUUCAGACAGCGGAUCCCGACAAGGUGCCUCAGAGGUAUUAUACGCUCCCCAGGCCAGGGAUCGCUUCACUGCUCCCUCCUUCAUGCAGCGCGACCGCUUCAGCCGCUUCCAGCCCACCUACCCCUACAUGCAGCACCAGAUCGACCUGCCGCCCACCAUAUCGUUGUCAGACGGCGAGGAGCCCCCACCGUACCAGGGGCCCUGCACGCUGCAGCUCCGCGACCCCGAGCAGCAGAUGGAGCUGAACCGGGAGUCGGUGAGGGCGCCGCCCAACCGGACCAUCUACGACAGUGACUUGAUCGACAUAGGGAACGGCAGCAGCCUGGUGGGGGCCGGGGGGGGCCUGGGAGGAGGGGGCCCGAGGCCGCCCAGCAGUAACUCUGGCAUCAGCGUGGCCAACUCCUGCAGCCACGGGCGCAUGGAGGGGCCCCCGCCGGCAUACAGUGAGGUGAUGGGCCAUUUCCCAGGCUCCACGUUCUUUUUACACCAGCACAGCAAUAACCAGAGAAUAGGGAGACCAGGGGAUCCGGGGGGACUGGGGAGCAGGACGAUCCAGCAGCAGGGCCAAUCAGAAAGCACAAUAGUACCUGCCAAGGCCAAGGAUGGCCAUCCAGAGGACCUGGUGUGAGGAAAGGGGGAGUGGGGCAGGCGGGGGCCAAGCACCCCGGACUCAGCACCGUCUCCUAUGUUUACGGCUGACAUGGAAGCAUCGGCCUCUGUAUCGCUCUGUCGCUCUCAUGUCCUCUCUCCACACUCCCAUGCACAAACAAAUCUCGAUCCGAGCUACAGCAAAACAAGGAAGGAGAAACCCAGAGUUGAUUUAAUUUCACUUUCUAUCCAGCCGGCACCGCUGGAGAAUUUUGAUUUCCUUCUUCUCUUGGAGAGAGAGAGAAAAACUCUAGCUAGCACAGCCUUUGGGUUUUUUUCAUUCGGUGAAAGCUCUACGAUGGGGACGGGGGAGAAAGUUCCUAUUUUCUUUUGUCUUUUUGAUUUGCUUUUCGGACCGGGAUCUGUGCACAACGCGAGAACUGAGAACCCAGGACAUACAGAGAACACAACAAAAAACAGAACAAAAGACUCACAAACCCAAAUCUUAGUGCCAAGGUUCACGAGGAAGCAAAGCAAAGAGGGCAAAUAACAUCUUCUAACAUUCACAACACAACAAAAAGAAAAGUUCCCUAAAAGUUGCACUAUCUCUUUUGUCGUAAGAGAGGAGGGACAUGAUGUCAUGUGAUGCUGAUGUUUGUGUUUUCAUUUUAUUUUUGUUGCAGGGUUACUCUUUGCUUUUUGUUGUUGUUGUUUUUUUUAAAUCAAGGGUUUCUUUUCAUGGAUGGACUGAACGACUGACUGAAAUCUCGCUCCAAAGUUGUCAUAAAAAAAAAAAAAACUAGGAAAAAAUUGAACAAAAACUAACAAGUAUAAGCUUAUCUCCAUCCUUUUCCGAAAAGCGCAAGAAAUCCUUGAAUCCAGCCUAAAACAUCUGUUCACACAACAGGCACACUGAAACUUAGUAAGAGAAUAACCGUGUACUGCUUUACGUCUGCUUCCUAAUCGGGGAGAGAAAUCUGUCUUGUGACCAAGCAGUGAUGCUUCUUAAAAUCUUGACUAAAAAGAUGUUAGUCAGUUCAAAUCUUGAACUUGACCAUCGAUUUAAACCAAGCUUAAAGGGGCAGUAUUAUGUAUAAUCGACUCUUAUGAGCUUUGCGUCAUGCUGUAACGUUAUUCCCUCAUCAAAAACAUACCUGGAGUUUUGCCUUGAUUCUUUCAUGAGUGUUUAAGAAAUUCUUUAAUCUCCACGGCAACCAUUAAGCUAGGCAAAUUUCCAGGGUGGACCUAGCUCUGCCUUUGAGGACCAAGCUCUUCCCAGUUUCAGAGGUUCCGCCUCACAGAGCAGCCGACUCCCCAACUCGGCUCCUUCAGACUAGCCAGCAGCAGUUAGCAAGCAUCUGGUGGAACUGCAUAUCUUCUGAGCUCAUUAUUGGUAAAAACUUUGUUAAAGGAUUAAUAAAUGAGCCAUGUUGUGAUGACUUCCUGAAGGUGGAAGUCAUCACCUUCCACCAGGACAGGAGUUUUUAAAGAGACAAAUGCCCAAUUUCAAGGUGUUAAGUUAAAAAAGUCAAAUUUCUUUUAAGUCAUAUUUGAUAUGUACAGCAGUUUUCUAAGAACUGAAAGUAACAUAGUUACUGGGUUGUGCUAUAAAAUGGCGCUGUGUCCCUGAAAAACACAUAAUACCGCCCCUUUAAAACUGUGUUUUGACUCUAUGGGGUAACAUCAACGUGUGUUAGGUUUUAUUUGGCGUCUUGGUCAGAGGAGGUUCUUCUCUCCAAACCUGUCCUGUUCUCUGAGCACCUGACCCUUUUCGACCCGCACAGUGCAUUCUGCCACAUGGAUCUCAGAACCCUCCCGCAGUUCUGCCAACCAGUAGAAGGCUCAACGCUUGGUCUUCACAUCAGCGAUGCCCCCCCCCCCCCCCCCCCCCCCCCCCCCCCCCCCCCACUCCCCUCCUCCCCAACACACACACACACACACAACAAAAAGAUCAAGUAAAGAUCGCUUAAAUAAGGAUUCCACAAAAAAAACUGACUGUGGUUGAAGUCAAAGGGCUACCAGAGGGUCCUUUUUGAUAAACUAGAAAAUCUAGCCUUUUUUUCACCUCAUUGUUGCCUUCAAUCUCUGCUGUUACGCUUGCUCUAUCUCACUUCAGCACAUUUCAGUGCACCUUCUUCCCCCUCCACUCCUGCCCUGCAAAGAUAAACUGCUCAUCGCCCAUCCUGCCAUUUGUGUGCAAAGAUGAUGCAGAGUCAGCCAAGCCCUUUAAAGCUGAGACUGGAGUGGAGUCGUCGUUUGGCAGCAUGCUGAUGCAGUCUCCUCCUUGCAGUACGAGUGUGUCGGCGUGUUUGUUGCUCAGACCCUAGGCAACACUGAAAAGCACUUAAAGCUCCUGCAUGGGUAUUGUAUGUGUGCAUGUGCGUACAGCUGAGUGAUUUCUGAUCUGACUGGUUAGAGUUUUUAACAUUUAAAUACAUGUUUGUUUUGUUUGUUUGUUUGUUUUCUCCUGUGUGAAGAAAAGCAUUUCUUAAAAACCCAGGAAUGGACGAGGGUCAGUAGCCAAAGAGACGCAACAGGUUCUAGUAACAUUCACAAAGUUAGCUUCAGAUUCAGUUUCAAGCUGCAGCAAGGUGUCAACAAAUCUCCUGACAAAUUUACUUUCUGACCAUUCCAACCCACUCAGAUCUGGUGGAAAUAAAUUCAGAUUUGCAGCGACAGAGAAGUAAUGACUCACGGUAUCAAAUAUCAGUUCUCAGAUCACGUCAUAUUUAUCUAAUUUGCUCAAUCUACUAUCAUACAAGCUGCGUUUCCAUUGACCAUAAAAAAAUGCACAAAUUGAAAUAACGUAAAUAAAUUCUCUUAAUUGAAACUCAUUAAUUCUGAAAAAACUGUUUUUCGAUAAAAUGUUUUAGCAUUAGGAUGAGGUGGUUUUUCAGCCGUAUCAGAAUAGAUGUAUUUCGCAGAACUGUAAUAGAAGCAGUUUAUUCCCAUCACACAAGUCACGUGAUCAACAGCCUGAUGUUACUACUGGCUGAAAUGACAAAUAAGAUAACAGGAAGUGGUAGGAGGAUGAUGGUUUCUUUUUGUUUUUUUCCAGACAAUAUGCAGCUGGCUCCGCUACAGCUCUCGCAGCGUCACACAGUUCAUAAAGAGUUGUGUGUCAUUCCAGCGUGUUUAAUUUAAAGCUCUUCUGUAAACACACCAACUACAUAGUUGCAUGUAUAAGUGGUUUGCCGCUCCAACGCCUGUAUAAGACACUGGCGUCUCCUAUGAUUGGCUGAUAGAUUAGCGCUAGCGCCAUGGCUGAAUUAUGAACAUAUUUCAUGUUUACAACCCUCGUUGCCAUGGCUUAUCACAUGAAUAAACUUCAUGUGUGAUUCUAAUUUCCUAUUUAAUGGAAAUGACAGAAUGUCAAAAUUUAGGGGUUUUUUAUAUUAGCGGAAUAUAGACAAAGAUUUGCUCAUGUUUGUAAUGGAAACACAGCUAUUUUUGCUUCUAUUGGCAUGCAUGUUUCUGUCUAACAUCAAUGUUCCGCAAUGUUUUUGUGUCAAUUUUGAUACAUCCCUAUGUAAAAUAAUGUAUGCAGAUUGGGCUAUAUGGUGUUCAUUACAGUGUUUCUUCUUUUCUGGCAGAUUAGGCUGCUUUUACCUUGACAUCGUAUUUUAUUGUUUUCCAUUCCUAAGUGAUUCAUGCUGCUGGCAAACUUAAAAGUUGCUUUCAUUCAACCAAGAAGUUUGAUCUGAAUGGAAGCAGGAAUGUCGAACCGCAGACCUCACCGUUCGCUUACGAUUCAGAAGGCCUCUUUAUCGCAGUCAUCAACUUACUAUGAAAGUAACAUUACACACAAUCGUAUAGCUUUCUCCCCUUCACUAGUAUCUAAGAAACCAAAAUGUUUUAGAUGAAAAACUGAUCUUAAAUGUCUCAGACAAAAAGAUUAAACAGAACACAUCAAAACAAUGUGUACCCUGUGCUCUGAAUGAAGGAAAUGUUAGUGGAUCUGCACGUUUCUACCUACCAAACAUUUGUUUGAAUCACUAGAGAAAUCUCUGUUGGUAUUACCGCAAUCAAAUCUUAGAAUUUCUAUUCUGGUAAUAUUGACCAGUUAAUAAUAUUACUUCCAGUUAGAAGAAACAUUUUCAUUAACUGAAAAUAUUAUCUUAAGAGUAAAUCUACCAAAAACUUAACUAAUUUUGAACCUAACUCUGUCUUGGUGGUCUUUGACUGCCCCCUGUUGGUGAAGCACUUCAAAACAGUGUCACUGCAAUAUUAGAUGCACCUGAAGGCAACGAAGCUGAGGAGCAUUAUUACCCUUAUGAUAGUGAUAGUUAUAAUGUAUCUACUUCCACAACUGAUAAACAAGGCAGGUAAAUGUAGUAUGAUGAAGGUUUUCAAAUGUUUGACAGUGGUUCUCUCUAGAUCCAGACUUUAGACUACGACUUUUUCUUCUUUUUUUUUUACCAAAUAGAACUUUUUUACCAACUACAAUUAGAUCAUCUUUAGUGAUCUAAAGACUGCUAUUGCCGUCCAACAGAUCUCUUCUCAUGAGAAGAGAUCUGUUGGACGGGUCGGAGAAUAUAAAAUAUAAAGAGGCUGAAUUAAUUUCGACACUGUUCUACCCCCCAACAUUGAUUUGCGUUGGGUAGAGACGGAGCAAACACAUUUCCAGGUGCAGUAACACCUUAGCUUCCCUGGAGUUCAGCCAUCGGCUUCAGCCUCUUUACAGUUUAGUGCGACUCGAGCAGUACAGAUGCAGUGAGAGUGAAUUAGAAAUAUCAAACAAACAGAAAAUGUGCCUGGAAGUCCACAUGUUCCUCCACAUUGCGUUUUUCAACCUCCCCUUGGUCUUAGCGCAACGUUCAGGAGGAGCGCAGCAGAUGACACAGUCGGACAGCGGCGAAGCUGUCAGACCAUCAGUUCCCAAAACCACACAGAAAAAAACUUGUAAAAGUGCGAAAAGCUUGUGGGGUUCAAAUGGCCCCUUCUCUUAAGACCGCGGGAGGGUUAACCUAAAGCUAGAUUUUAAGUUCUAACGUCACAAAGAGGGACGUUUGGCUCACUUUGGGUUAAAGCGCCUGAAUCCCUUCUAAUUCAGUGUGUUUGAAUGUACGUAUGCAGAUAUUCGGCUUGUGUCUUUCUGCUUGUAGGGGUGCGCGUGUGUGUGCUACUACAUCACUGCUGCUAUUGCUGUUGCUGCUACCACUGUCUUUGCUACUGCUGCUUCUCACAUCCCUUCCUCAGCCAGCCUUCCUCUGUCUUGUCCAUCCUUUCCUCCUCCACUCAUCUGAAGCUUAGGAGAGAAAGCUGCAGUGAACCCCACAGGUACCUGGGACUCCCGGUACUUUUGGUCUUAAGCUGCAGGGAGCUGCUUCACACUCAAAUCUCUUCUAUGGUUUUCUUCUUUUCUUCCCCUUCCCGCCCUUCUUUUUUUUCUUUUUUUUAGCUUGUUCGUACUGCGCAGUCAUAAGCUUGUAAAUGGAGGAUAAAUAAGAUAAAUUUUAUGUUUUCUACAAGGAGGUUUGCAUGUUACUAAUAUAUGAGUAAAUACGGUGCCUAAUGUUCAUGUUUGAGCAGACCACGCCUCUGUCACACUGCUUCUCGGGAUCCAGGCAGGCGCCGUCUCCGGUCUGGCGGAGUACAGCUGAAAUGUUCACGGUCCUUCCAGAAUCAUCUAUUUCUGGGCAAUCAAAAGCUUUCUGAUCUGAAUCGGAUCCCAAAUUUCAUCUGAAAAAGUCCAUUCGGAUGUCAAUCAAUCUCUCCCCCCCUCCGCCUCGUUCUCACCUGACAGCACCCAAAGGUAUUCCGAGCAGCACUGUAACGGGACUGUGGAGCAGACAUAGGAACCCACUUGCACUCAAAAAGCUCCCACCUUCGUUGUGCCUCACUUCCAACGGUGCUUUUUUCAGUAGUCUGUCUUUCUUUAUGUUUGUUUGUAAGGUGCUGUAUAUAACUUGAAUAUAUUAUGCACAUAUCCUACCCAAUGGGUAGAAACCACAAAAAAGAUGUUGUGAAUAAUGUAAUAUACUGUAUAGACAAUAUAAAAAUUUUAAGAGGGCAACAUCGAAUUUGUAAAUGCCUACAGUUAAAAA